Fusarium graminearum PH-1 is the source of this 9417-nucleotide messenger RNA. RefSeq lists its product as uncharacterized. Gene Ontology annotation, cellular component: fungal-type cell wall. NCBI's taxonomy places the organism in Eukaryota, Fungi, Ascomycota, Sordariomycetes, Hypocreales, Nectriaceae. Gene Ontology annotation, biological process: cell adhesion. The record is from RefSeq and is a predicted model, not a curated record. Bases 1 to 9417 code for a protein of 3138 amino acids. The transcript has 2 exons.
AUGGACUGGAACAACUGUGAGACGGGUACUGUUCGUAUUGAGAUGCCAGCUGUGCGUUUUGCCACUGUUACUCAAUACGGAUCUGGGUCAGAAACCCAAACGCUUACGCAGACGCACACUGGCUCUGAUAUGACUGAUACGGUCGUCGUCAUCCUUCCUCGCGUCACUUCCUAUGUCACUGUCACCAGUACAGGCACAGAUUCUACCACACAAAUAUUUACUCAGAGCCCUUCUGGGACUGGCAGAGUCGGGACAGUUGUUGUGGAAGUCCCGCCUAGUUAUGUCACGACUACUGUCACGGGUACAGGAACUGCUACAAGGACUUUCACCCAAUCGCCAACUCAACCGGGAGAAACUGGAACGAUUAUUAUUGAGCUACCUCCUGGUGCUAUACCCUACGUGACAAUCACAGUGACCGGCACAGGGACCGCAACUACGACCCGAACCACUACACAAACGCCUUCCAGGCCAGGCGAGACCGGCACAGUUGUUAUCGAAUUGCCUCCUGCGAUAAUUCCCUACAUAACAACCACUGUGACCGGUACAGGGAUCGCUACUGCCACUCGAACUUUGACACAGACCCCGACCCAGCCUGGUCAAACAGGAACAGUCAUAAUUGAGGUUCCUCCUAGUGCCACGCCAUACGUGACAACCACGGUUACAGGUACAGGAACUGCUAUCACGACUCGAACUCUGACCCAGACUCCAACUCAGGGUGGUCAGACCGGAACAGUGAUAAUCGAGGUUCCUCCCGUGGUAAUUCCUUACGUCACAACCACUGUGACGGGUACUAGAGCCGUCACUACCACUCGAACCUUGACUCAGACUCCAACUCAACCAGGCCAAACCGGGACAGUGAUAAUCGAGCUGCCCCCCAGUGCCACGCCGUAUGUAACGCUCACUAGCACUGGCACUGAGUCAUUUACCACGACCAUCACAUAUACGCCCACGGCGUCAGGUCAAACUGGAACUGUUGUCAUCCAAGUCCCUUCUUCAGCUAUUCCUUUUGUCACAACGACCUCAUAUGGAUCAAUAACAGCGGCCUACACAACUACUAUAAGCCCUACCCUUUCCGGUCAAACUGGUACUGUUGUUGUAUUCAGACCUCAGUCAUGGUUGACAACCACUCGCUAUGGAAGUGUCUCAGUGGCUUCUACCACAACUUUAAGCCCUGGAAAACCAGGCGACACAGGCACCGUCAUCAUCGAUAUUCCUCAGUCCUACACUACCAUUAUUCGCUACGGCAGUGUCACAGCUUCUUCAACAACAACACAGAGCCCUCGGAGUCAAGGAGAUCCAGGCACUGUUCUCAUUGAUCUACCACAGCCAUUCGUGACAACCACCCGUUACGGCAGCGUUUCCAUCUCUUCCAUAACGACUCAAAGUCCUCGUAACCCUGGUGAGACUGGCACCGUCUUGGUUGAUCUGCCUCAGCCGUUUAUCACGACGACUCGUUACGGGGGUGUGUCAGCCUCUACGAGAACCACCAAUGGCCCGCAGAAACCCGGAGAUACAGGCACAGUUAUCGUUGAUUUUCCUCAGCCUUUUACAACAGUGACUAGCUUCGGUUCCGUAACGGCUAUAACAAUAAGGACUCUGACUGGGUUUAGUCAAGGAUCUACUGGUACUGUUGUUGUUGAUAUGCCUCAACCUUUCACGACAGUAACAAGCUAUGGUGCUGUAACUUCAGCAACAACUAGAACUCUCACUGGUUUCAACCAAGGAGCCACUGGCACCGUUGUUGUUGAUAUGCCGCAGCCUCACACGACGGUCACUAGCUAUGGUGCUGUGACUUCUGCAACGACUAGGACCCUCACUGGGUUCAGCCCAGGAUCUACUGGGACUGUUGUUGUGGACCUGCCUCCUCCCUACACAACGAUUAUCAGGUACGGGAGCGUGUCUGCUCCGGCUACUCGAACGCAAACUCCAGCGUUUCCCGGACAGACUGGCACAGUAUUCGUCGACCUUCCUCAGACUUACACUACUGUAACAAGCUACGGCGGUGUAACUGUUGCUACAACAAAUAUCCUCACACCAGCAACAGCAGGUCAGACUGGCACAAUUCUUAUCAACCUUCCCAACCCUUUCACGACAGUCACCAGCUAUGGAACCGGAACUGUUACAGGGACCAGUAUUUUUAUGCCGGCUACACCAGGUCAAACUGGUACUGUUGUUAUUCACCUUCCCCAACCAUUCGCAACCACUACGAGAUUCGGUAGUGUCUCUGCACCAACAACUUCAACAUUCACACCAACUAGUCAGGGUCAAACCGGAACAGUUUUUAUCAACUUGCCUCAGCCAUUUGUAACUACGACUAGAUUUGGCAGUGUGUCGGUACCGAUAACCUCAACGUUCACGCCAACUGCUCCUGGUCAGACUGGCACAGUCUUGGUCAACUUGCCACAGCUAUUUACAACUACCACGCGAUUCGGUAGCGUCUCUGUACCAACGACUUCGACGUUGACGCCAGCUAGUCCAGGCCAGACCGGAACAGUCCUUGUCGACCUGCCUCAGCCAUUCGUAACUACUACGAGAUUCGGCAGCGUGUCCAUACCGAUAACUUCAACGAUCACACCAACUAGUCCUGGUCAGACCGGGACAGUCUUGGUCGAUCUACCACAGCCAUUUACUACGUUUACAAGGUUCGGAAGUGUCACGGCUUUUAGCACCACUACUAUGAUGCCUACCAGCCCGGGACAGACCGGUACUGUCUUCAUCGAUGCGCCGCAGCCCUAUACCACUAUCAUUCGUUAUGGAAGUGCUUCGGUUAGCUCUAUCACCACCCGAUCCCCAGCUGCGCCUGGUCAGACCGGCACUGUUUUCAUAGACCUUCCUGACCCCUAUGUUACCACCACAAGAUAUGGAAGCGUCACUGCAAGCAGCAUGACCAUUAAAGCACCUACGUCAGCAGGACAGACUGGCACUAUCAUCAUCGAUCUACCGAAUCCAUACGUCACCACCACACGUUAUGGAAGCGUGGCUGUCAGCAGUAUUACUACCAAAGAGCCUACUUCACCUGGCCAGACUGGCACCGUCUUGGUUGACCUACCGGAUCUGUACGUGACCACAACACGGUACGGAUUUGCGACAGCUAGUAGCAUUACUACCAAAGUGCCUACUUUGCCCGGGCAGACUGGAACCGUCUUGAUUGACCUGCCAAAUCCGUAUAUAACCACAACACGAUUCGGGAUUGUUUCCUUUAGUAGUAUCACUACUAAGACACCAGCAUCACCCGGGCAAACUGGCACUGUCAUCAUUGAUUUACCUAACCCUUAUCUGACAACUACUCGGUUUGGGAGUAUUACAAUUGGUAGCACUACUACUACACAGGCCCCAGCUGCACCGGGACAGACCGGCACUGUCAUUGUUGACCUUCCAGACCCAUACAUCACUACCACAAGAUACGGUAGUGUUUCUGAAAGCAGGGUCAUAACGCAAACUCCGACUUCACAUGGUCAAACGGGUACUAUUCUCGUCGAUCUACCGUUUUCGUACUUGACUACGACAAGAUAUGGAGUCAUUUCGGAUGGACGUAGUACUACUACCAAGGAACCAACAGCAGGCGGACAAACUGGAACCAUUGUUGUCGAUCUCCCUGAUCCUUACGAGACUUCUAUCAGAUAUGGAAUCAUCACUUCUGGCACUAGUACUACCACCAGGGCACCCUCCGGUCCAGGGCAAACCGGUACAGUGAUCAUAGACCUUCCUGACCCGUAUCAAACUACUACACGAUAUGGUGUCAUCACUGAGGGCAGUAGCAUGAGGAUCCAGGCACCGGCUUCGGCAGGACAAACUGGAACUAUCCUCAUUGACUUGCCUAACCCAUAUGUCACAACAACCCGGUGGGGAGGCAUCACUGGCAGCAGCAGCACAACAACACAGGCGCCAACGGUCCCGGGAGAGACGGGAACUAUUAUCAUCGAUCGUCCCAAUGCUUACACCACAACAACGAGGUUCGGGAACGUUGCAGGCAGCAGCACCACCGUCACUAUCACGCCAACAAGGCCUGGAGAGACUGGAACAGUUAUUGUGGACUAUCCCCAACCUUUCACGACUAUAGCUCGAUACGGACGCGUUACAGUCAGCACCGUUACAACUGAAGCGCCCACAGAACCAGGACAGACAGGCACGGUCAUCAUUGAUCUUCCACAACCUUUCACCACUACAACUAGAUUUGGUGUUGCCUCAGUGGCGGAGACGACCACCCAGAGCUUCCAGCCUGGUGAGACAGCAACAGUUCUCGUCGACUUACCCCAGUCUUUAACAACCACAACUCGAUACGGAAGUGUCACCAUCGCUCAAACAACAACGGAAACCUUUGCUCCAGGUCAGACUGGAACCGUCAUCGUGGAUCUUCCUCAGCCUUUUACAACAAUUACUCGAUAUGGAAGCGUCACAGCCAGCGAGAUGACGACACAGUCUUUUAACCCGGGUGAGACAGCAACAGUAGUCGUCGACCUACCUCAAGCGUUCACAACUGUUACCCAGUAUGGAAGUGUGACUCUCGGCCAAACAACUACAGGGCUUUUCAGCCCAGGUGAGACGGCAACUGUCUUUGCGGACCUCCCCCAGCCGUUCACCACCACCACUCGUUAUGGAAGUGUUACUGCUAGCGAAAUGACCACACAGUCAUUCAAUCCUGGUGAGACCGGAACUGUCAUCGUUGAUCUUCCACAACCGUUUACAACUGUUACUCGAUAUGGAAGCGUGUCUGUCAGUACAAUGACCACACAAUCAUUCAAUCCUGGCGAAACUGGCACUGUCUUUGUGGAUCUCCCUCAACAUUUCACUACUACGACUCGAUACGGAAGCGUGACAGUUAGUGAGAUAACGACACAGCCUUUUAGUUCAGGCGAAACAGGCACUGUUAUUCUGGAUUUACCUCAACCAUUUACAACUGUGACUCGUUAUGGCAGUGUCACAGCAAGUGAAAUUACGACUCAAUCAUUCGUGCCAGGCGAGACAGGAACGGUCAUUGUUGACCUUCCUCAGCCAUACACGACUACCACUCGCUAUGGUGUGUUCCAGGGCAGUGAUCCGAACGGCGUAACGCAAACGGAAACGCCGCAAGCCCCUGGGGAAACAGGCACCGUCAUCGUUGAUCUUCCCCAACCUUACACAACAGUGACCCGUUAUGGGCUCGUUGAUACUGACCAUGAAACAACGACAACUGAGUCCCCGACUAUCGCAGGGCAGACAGGCACUGUUGUUGCCAAUCUUGCCCAACGAUACGUGACUACUACUCGCUACGGCUCGGUUGAUCAGGCCCACGAAACGACACAAACGCAGGGACCUUCCAGUCCAGGCGAUAACGGCACGGUUCUUGUUGACUUAGCCCAGCCCUACGUAACAGUCACAAGAUACGGUUCGGUUGAUACUGAUCACGAAACAACCACAACGGUAUCAGCGACUGUCCCAGGGCAAACGGGCACCGUCAUCGCAGAUCUCGCCCAACGGUAUAUAACCACAACCCGCUACGGAAUAGUCGAUCAGGCCCACGAAACCACUAUGACAGAGUCGUUAGCUGGCCCAGGACAAACAGGGACGGUUAUCGUUGAUCUCGCCCAGCGAUAUGUAACCAGCACUCGCUACGGUUCGGUCGAUAUUUCUCAUGAAACGACAGAAACCCGACCGGCUAGUGCUCCCGGGGACACUGGAACUGUCAUCGUGGACCUCGCUCAGCGAUAUGUGACCACGACCCGCUACGGGUCAGUUGAUCAGGCCCACGAAACCACACAAACCCAAGCCCCCACCUCUGACGGAGAGACUGGUACUGUCGUCGUUGAUCUCGCUCAGAGAUAUGUGACAACAACACGCUACGGUUCAGUUGACUUUGCUCACGAGACGACACAAACCCAAGCUGCCAGUGCUCCCGGCGACACCGGUACGGUCAUUGUCGACCUUGCCCAGCCAUACGUAACUACAACUCGUUUUGGCUCAGUUGAUAAGGCUCAUGAGACAACACAGACUAUUGAUCCUAGUACUGCCGGGGACAAUGGCACCGUGAUCAUCGAUCUUGCCCAACCAUAUGUAACUACAACCCGUUUCGGUUCCGUCGAUCAGGCCCAUGAGACAACACAGACCGUAUCCCCUAAUGUUCCAGGUGACAAUGGCACUAUCAUCGUGGACCUUGCCCAACCAUACACCUCAACCACUAGGUACGGCUUAGUCAGCGUUGGCGCCGAGACCACUCAGACACAGGCACCCUCAGUACCUGGGGAGACCGGUACCGUUAUCGUUGAUCUUGCCCAACCCUAUACGACGACGACUAGAUAUGGAUCAGUAGACAUUAGUGGUGAGACUACGCAGACUCAGACGGCUGCUCACGCUGGUGACACUGCAACUGUGCUUGUCGACCUCGCGCAGCCAUACACAACGACUACUCGCUACGGUCUAGUGCAAGCUAGUCAAGAGACUACUCAAACACAGUCCAUCGCUAACCCAGGCGACACCGGAACCGUCAUUGUUGAUCUGGCCCAGCCUUAUUCAACCACGACCCGAUACGGGUUGGUCGAUGCGUCCGGCGAGACCACACACACACAAACCCCGAGCAACCCAGGAGAGACAGGUACCGUUUAUGUCGACCUUGCUCAGCCCUACUACACAACAACCCGAUAUGGGCAGGUUAGCGCAGGUGGUGAGACGACUCAAACACAAACAGCUAGCAACCCAGGAGAUACAGCUACGGUUUUGGUUGAUCUUGCUCAGCCUUAUCUGACAACAACCCGAUACGGGCAGGUAAGUGUCGGAGGGGAAACAACGCAGACACAGACACCUACUUCUCCCGGUGGAACGGGCACAGUUCUCGUCGAUCUAGCUCAACCUUAUGUCACAGCAACUAGAUACGGACAGGUCAGCGCAGGUGGCGAAACAACACAGACCCAAACUCCUAGUGCCCCUGGCGAGACAGGCACAGUUUUUGUUGAUCUUGCCCAACCUUAUCUGACAACAACCCGAUACGGGCAGGUCAGUGCAGGUGGCGACACAACUCAGACACAGACGCCUACUGCUCCUGGGGAGACAGGCACCGUUCUCGUUGACCUAGCUCAACCGUAUAUUACAACGACUAGAUACGGGCAGGUUAAUGUAGGUGGCGAAACAACACAGACCCAACCACCCACUGUGCCCGGCGAGACUGGUACUGUUCUUGUGGAUCGGCCUCAGCCUUAUGUCACAACCACUAGAUAUGGACAGGUUGAUGUAGGUAGUGACACAACACAGACACAGACACCUACUGUAGCCGGUGAGACAGGCACAGUUCUCAUCGAUCGACCUCAGCCUUAUGUCACAACAACUCGUUACGGCAUGGUCAAUGUCGGUAGCGACACAACACAAACGCAGUCAGCUACUGCUCCUGGUGAGACCGGCACAGUUGUGGUAGACCAUCCACAGCCUUAUGUAACUGUCAUGCGCUACGGAAUGGUCACGGCCAGCACGAUGACAACUGAGUCGCCUAGUGUUGCUGGAGACACAGGAACUGUUAUCGUCGACUUACCCGAGUCCACCGUCACCGUCACGGAACUUUACACAGGGACCGAUACCAUCACAGGGCCAACCACCGUCACCACUAUUCCGGCGUCUGGGUCAGCUCCUGGCACAGUCAUCGUAGCAACACCGCCUACACGACCGGUCACUAUCACAAGAUUCUACACUGGAACAGAGACUCUGACAGGACCUACUACGGUCACCACAAUGUCUGGUUCAGGAACCGAUCCAGAUACAAUCAUCGUGGAAACUCCCCCUGCUACGAGCACGCGCUUUUACACUGGUAUUGAGGUCUUGACUGGUCCAAGAACGGUAACAACCAUCACACCCACUGGCACCGAGGCGGGUACGGUUAUCGUGGAAACGCCCCCUGUCACCAGCACGCGCUUCUAUACUGGAACAGAGACCUUUACUGGCGCAAGGACAGUUACAACUAUAACACCCACAGGUACUGAGGCAGGCACCGUUAUCGUCGAAACACCACCAGUUACAAGUACACGCUUCUACACCGGCACAGAGACUUUAACUGGGCCAAGAACAGUCACCACCAUCACACCUACUGGUACUGAGGCAGGUACAGUUAUCGUGGAAACACCACCAGUUACGAGUACCCGUUUCUAUACUGGCUCGGAAACUCUGACGGGCCCAAGGACGGUAACAACCAUUACGCCUACAGGCACAGAGGCCGGAACCGUAAUUAUCGAGACACCGCCAGUAACAAGUACACGUUUCUACACUGGUACCGAAACCUUGACGGGUCCAAGGACUGUAACAACUAUCACACCUACUGGUACGGAGGCCGGAACAGUAAUUGUUGAGACGCCACCUGUGACAAGCACCCGACGGUAUACUGGUACCUCAUCUUUGACCGGUCCAAUCACUGCAACGACAAUCACUCCGACUGGAACUGAAGCUGGAACAGUCAUCAUCGAAACACCAACUCCUACCGUCACAAGCACAAGAUCAUACACUGGUACAAACGUCUUGGGAGGACCAACGACAGUCACUACAAUUUCGCCUACUGGUACCGAAGCUGCCACGGUUGUUGUCGAAACUCAGCCACCCCAAUAUGUAACCAGUACUAGAGCAUACACUGGUACAACAUCCCGAGCGACCGCCAUGACAGUCUCAACAGUUCAGCCCUCAGGAACUGUUCCUGGCACAUACAUAGUCGAAACACCCACUCCUCCCCCAUCUUUCAGCUGUGACGAGGGAGGAUAUCUGAUCCAAGUGACGACUCUAUAUCGACUAAACCUGGUCAGCGGUGUGAACAGCCAAGUCGCUACCGGCAUCGGACCAGGAGGAAUCAUCAACCCCAUCACCUACAAUAUCAUCGACGACCUUAUCUAUGGUAUUGUCCAGAUCGGUAAUGCCACUGUUCCAAGGAGUCAAGUCAUUCGCAUUGGAAGCACCGGAUCUUACACUUUGAUGGACACAAUCAUUGAUGGCAACUGGAACAGUGGAGAUACAGACGAUAACGGUUAUUUCUGGAUUGCUCAGUCUGGUAGAGCAUGGGCCAAGAUCGAUGUUGAUCCAAGACGAUCCACCUACGGAACAGUACUAGCAAGAGGAACCGCAUCACCAACAAAUGGUAUCGCAGAUUGGGCAUUUGUUAAGAACGGCGGUCGUUAUCUCUAUGGCCUCCAGUCAGCUGGUACCAGCAGUUCCAAGACAGGCGUGGCUAGAUUCAGUCUCGAUACUCAACAGUGGGAGUUCCUUCACGAUCUUGGGUUCAUUUCUGGUACCAACACUUGGGGUGCCGUUUAUGCUGUUGGACCGAUGCUCAUCUACGCGUCUGAGAAUACUUCAGGUGUUAUUUAUCGGUUCAAUCUUGCGACGUAUGAGAAAUCGUUGGUCGUCCAAGGUCCCAAGACAUCUACGAACGAUGGUGCUCGUUGUAUCAACGCUUCGCCACCAGGAUCAGGAUCGUAG